Brassica napus (rape) is the source of this 3842-nucleotide messenger RNA. Its product is annotated as probable 9-cis-epoxycarotenoid dioxygenase NCED5, chloroplastic. Gene Ontology annotation, cellular component: chloroplast stroma. Lineage: Eukaryota; Viridiplantae; Streptophyta; Magnoliopsida; Brassicales; Brassicaceae. Gene Ontology annotation, biological process: carotene catabolic process. Gene Ontology annotation, molecular function: carotenoid dioxygenase activity. The transcript has a single exon. The coding region runs from base 1448 to 3217 and encodes 589 amino acids. The record is from RefSeq and is a predicted model, not a curated record.
AGACCGUUUUACUACGUACCUAGGUUGUUAUGGAUCUAAACGUAUACAUUAAAUAUUCUCUAUCGUUGUAUUUUAAUAUUGAAAGUGUACGGUUCAAAUUAAUCUUCACAAGUUAUCAUGCUAGUGAAACUUUCGAGCUUUUUCAUAUGCAGAAAAUCAGAAAGGCAUCUGAUUUAUCGUAUGUUGCGUGUUAAUUGACUAUAUGUGUUUUGUGUUACAGACAAUCAAAUUUAUUUUUCAUAAACCAAUAUAUUUUGUGUGAAUUUAGGAAUUUUGUAGCAAAAUUAAUACAGUAUUUUCUGAAAAGAUACAUUGACGUAACAUCACGUGCAUGGUUAGGCAGCGGGCCAGCUUCACCCGGGAGGUUUUUCCCUGAGCCCGAAGGCCCAGUACCCACUUUAGUGACAGGGAUAAGCAGUUCGCCUCCGGCUGGCGUCGAACCCGGAAGCAUGACAAUUGGCCUCCAAAGCUCUAACCAGUAGAGCUGACUCAUCCCGUCGAAAAACAAUGUUGACAAUGUUGCAUACGCAAAAAUAAUGUUGACAAGGCUCUAACCAGUAGAGCUGACAAUGUUGCAUACGCAAAAUAAGACAAUUGACUGCAAAAACAAAUAACUAAAAAUAUAUGAAAGAUAAGAAAGGCCUAUAAACACCUGCCAACCACAGAAGAUAGAGGAGACACCUGACAAACGUACCGAGAACCAUUGGCAAAAGGCUGAAGAAGGGACGAUCAAAGUCCAAAAGAGUAGCCUGAGACCAACUCACGGAACCAAAAUCAGGCGAAAACUUGGAACCUUUAAACCCCUUCAUUACAAAGGAAACCGCAAUACUACUGCGUCACAAGUCCAAAACAUCAUUAGCAUCGACUACACCAAAACAACGCCGACAAUACCCUUAAAAACCCUAAACCAACUGCAUAGGAGAAGAGAGUCAGAGCUGUGUGAACUGCAUAGCUCACACUAACCAGAACCCACUACCAUCUUCAAAAAGGGGAAACAAUUAGGAAAAUCCAGUUUUGUCGUGAUAUUUUCUUGGAAAACUCCAGUUCUUGAGAGGAAACCACCAAUUCUGAACGACAUAAAGUUACUGACGUGAGAAGGACCACCAGAAUCUGUAGUCAACCAAAAAGGCUAUGAUCCCUCUUACGGUAAUAAAUUAAUUUACCAUGAAGAUUCUCGACUAUAUGCAGUAUGUAACUCUUGAUACAUCAUAAUGUAAUUAUGUCAAAAACUGAUUGGUGUUAAAAAUGUCUAUUCAGUUGGAGUCAAAUAAAAAAAGUAUAUAAUAACAUAGUAUUUCAUAUUUUAAUAUGCGAUUACUUUUCCUUAUUUUAUGAAGAAAAAACAUUAUUAUAUUUGAUUUUCGUAGUCCAACCUCAGAAGAAAGUCUAUAUAUACUCAAUCUCUCUCACUCUCCAUUUCUCAAAAUCUCUCAACUCUCUUUCUCCCAUGGCUUCUUCUUACAUAAUAUCACCAAACACAGCCAAACUCAAUCUCUCCUUUGCACCUUCAGAUCUCGAUGCUCCUUCACCGUCAUCCUCCGUUAGUUACACCAACACCAAGUCCAGACGCCGUAAAUUCUCAACAAACUCUGUCACAGACUCUCCGGCUUUAUUAACUUUCCCAAAUUACCCUUCGCCAAACCCCAUAAUUCCGGAGAAGGACACUUCUCACUGGAAUCCUCUCCAACGCGCCGCCUCCGCCGCUUUCGACUUCGCCGAGGCCGCAUUACUCUCUCGCGAGCGUUCUCAGCCUCUUCCUAAAACCGUUGAUCCUCGCCAUCAGAUCUCCGGUAACUACGCUCCGGUGCCGGAGCAAUCCGUUAAAUCAUCACUCUCCGUUACCGGGAAAAUCCCUGACUGCAUUGACGGCGUUUAUUUACGUAACGGCGCUAAUCCACUCUUCGAGCCAGUCUCUGGCCAUCACCUCUUCGACGGAGACGGCAUGGUUCACGCCGUUAAAAUUACUAACGGAGACGCGAGUUACUCGUGCCGGUUUACGGAAACCGAGAGAUUGGUUCAGGAGAAACGUCUUGGUUCUCCGAUUUACCCUAAAGCCAUAGGCGAGCUACACGGUCACACCGGUAUCGCUCGGUUGAUGCUAUUUUACGCACGUGGUUUAUUCGGUUUACUAAAUCACCGUAACGGAACCGGAGUCGCUAACGCCGGUUUGGUUUAUUUCCACGACCGGUUAUUAGCAAUGUCUGAAGACGAUCUCCCUUACCAAGUUCGCGUCACCGAUGAUGGCGAUCUCGAGACCGUCGGAAGAUUCGACUUCGACGGACAAUUAAACUCCGCCAUGAUCGCUCACCCUAAAAUUGACCCUGAAACGAAGGAGCUAUUCGCGUUGAGCUACGACGUCGUUAAGAAACCGUACCUGAAAUACUUCAGAUUCUCGCCGGAAGGGGAGAAGUCGCCGGACGUUGAGAUUCCUCUCGCGAGUCCGACGAUGAUGCACGAUUUCGCUAUCACUGAGAACUUCGUCGUGAUUCCUGAUCAACAAGUUGUGUUUAAGCUCUCCGACAUGUUUCUCGGGAAAUCACCGGUUAAGUACGACGGAGAGAAAGUUUCCCGGUUUGCAAUUUUGCCGAAAAACGCAGAGGACGCGUCGGAGAUGAUCUGGGUAGAGUCUCCGGACACUUUCUGUUUCCACUUGUGGAACGCUUGGGAGUCACCGGAGACUGAUGAGGUUGUUGUGAUCGGAUCUUGUAUGACUCCGGCGGAUUCGAUCUUCAACGAGUGUGAUGAGCAGCUCAACAGUGUUUUGUCUGAAAUCCGGUUAAAUCUUAAAACCGGAAAAUCCACGCGAAGAACUAUAAUUCCCGGUUCGGUUCAGAUGAAUCUUGAAGCUGGUAUGGUGAACCGGAAUUUUCUUGGGAGGAAAACCCGGUACGCGUACCUAGCCAUAGCCGAACUGUGGCCUAAAGUAUCUGGAUUCGCUAAAGUGGAUCUUUCAACCGGAGAAGUUAAAAAUCAUUUUUACGGUUAUAAAAAAUACGGAGGUGAACCUUUUUUCUUACCCAGAGGGUUAGAAUCCGACGGAGAAGAUGACGGUUACAUUAUGUCGUUUGUUCACGACGAGGAGAGUUGGAAAUCGGAGCUUCAGAUUGUUAACGCCGUUACGUUGGAACUGGAAGCAACCGUUAAGUUGCCAUCAAGAGUACCGUAUGGUUUUCACGGCACGUUCGUAAAUUCUGCUGAUAUGGUAAACCAGGCUUGAUAUGUAGUAAACUGAAACCGGUCAUGGUUGGUUUAUUGUGCAUAUGGCAGAUUUUAGUUUUUUCUUUUUGUGGAAACAAAUACUAGUUUUCUAAAGCAAAAGCGGCGGGAGCCGGCUUGUAGCUAGUGUAAGUAUAAUUUUUGUGAGCUCAGCUGCUUUCUGUUGCAUUUUUUUUCCUGGUGUAAAAUGGACAAUUAAGCCUGUUAAAUUAAUUAAUAAAUUAGAUUUUGAUCCGCGUUUUGAAAGCUCGAGUAUUUUUUUCUUUUACAAAUUUUAUAUAAAUGUGUCAAAUAUUUGUAAGUUCAUGUUUUCUAUAUAUUAUUGAACUUUCAUUUAAAAUAUGGGAAAACAUUUGGAGUUCAACGUUUAGAGAGUUCUUUUUAAUGUUUUCAUAUGGUGACAACAUUUCACUCUUUGAAUUCAAAUAUAAAUCAUAUCGAAUUAUAAUUUAUGUAUAAAAAAUUAGAGUUUAAUAUUUCUAUCACAGAUUAUGCCAAAUCAUUUAAACUUUACUGGACAUCAUAUAUAUUUAAAAGUGAGGAUAUUAUUUUCUUUUUAAAUUGGGCAAUUCUCUCAAAUAACCAUUUUUAAGUUUUUGUCACAAAAAUUACUCUCAAGAAAUAAA